Messenger RNA from Pistacia vera, 2676 nucleotides. Its product is annotated as myb-like protein X. NCBI's taxonomy places the organism in Eukaryota, Viridiplantae, Streptophyta, Magnoliopsida, Sapindales, Anacardiaceae. The transcript has 2 exons. The coding region runs from base 220 to 2406 and encodes 728 amino acids. The record is from RefSeq and is a predicted model, not a curated record.
AAAACUAAUAAAAUAAAAAGCAGUUGUUUUCAGUUUCAGAUCUAAUCUUGAACACCACACAAAAAAUCAAUUCCAGGUCUUCUGUCUUGUUUCAUUUCUACCUAUUUCAGUGGUCUCAAACAUCACCUAUUUGUCUAUAUUUACUUCCAGAAAAUUAAAACUUAAUCAACGCCAAAAAGCUACUUUUCUUUGCAUCAUCUGGGUGGGUGAACAAAAUUCAUGAUGUUCAGGUCACCACGGAGUAGAAACCAAAGAUCAAAAGGUUUCAAGGUGAAGCAUGCAUUACAACUAUGCCUUUUGCUUGGUGUCUGCAUCUGGCUUCUUUACCAGGUUCGGCACUCUCAGGACAAGAAAUCUGCAUAUGAGGAUAGCGCAAAAGCUGGGAAUGACAUCAUAAAGCUAGGGAGAAAGGACUUCCCUCAAGUUGAGGACCCAUUGAUUAAAGAUGCAAGGCACAAGGAGGUUGAUGUAGAAGAAGAAGAAAUCAAGAGUGAAGAACAGAGCAAAGCUGAGGAGAGUAUUAAUGUUGGUAAAGGGGCUGGCGAUGAGGAGGUAAAUGAUCAGGAUAAGAAUGAGCAGGAAGCUGAGAAUAGAGAAGAUACGAUUGAUGGAGAGAAGGAUAGGGAAGACACCAAUGAGAGUGAAGAAAGCAAAGAGAAUAACAUUGAAGAGUUCAAGGAGAAGGAUAGUGAAGACAAGGAGAGUGAAGAGAACAAAGAGAAUAACAUUGAAGAGAGCAAGGAGAAUGAAGAGAGUAAAGAGAAUAACAUUGAGGAGAACAAGGAGAAGGAGAGUGAAGAGAGCAAGGAGAAUAACAUUGAAGAGAACAAGGAGAAGGAGAGUGAAGAGAGCAAAGAGAGUAACAUUGAGGAGAACAAGGAGAAGGGGAGUGAAGAGAGCAAAGAGAAUAACAUUGAAGAGAACAAGGAGAAGGAGAGUGAAGAGAGCAAAGAGAAUAACAUUGAAGAGAACAAGGAGAAGGAGAGUGAAGAGAACAAAGAGGAUAACAUUGGAGUGAACAAGGAGAGUGAAGGCAGCAAAGAGAAUAACGUUGAAGAGAACAAGGAGAGUGAAGAGGGCAAAGAGAAUAAGAUUGAAGAGACAAAAGAGAAUAACAUUGAAGAAAGCAAGGAGAAGGAUGGUGAAGAGAGCAGAGAGAAGCAGAGUGAAGAGAACAAAGAUAAGUAUAGUGAAGAUAAGGCAAAUGAUGAGAAGAAACACGUGGAGGAGAUUCAAGAAAAAGAAACGAAGGAGACUGGAGAUGAGAAUGAAAGUACAUCAAAACAGCAGUUCCACGAUGAAAAUGGUAAUAACAAUGAGGAAGCAAGGGAGAAACAUUACAAGGGGGAUGAUGCUUCCAGUGAAGUAGUCCAUGAAACUCAAAAUAUGAAAGCUGAAAAUGUUCAAGGAGAUCAACAAAAACCCAAUGAGGUGGAGCAGCAAGGAAAAGAAAAUAAUGAAUUUAAGCAGGAGAAGAAACAGAAUAGCACCGAAGGUUAUCACCAAGAUGAAUCAGCCUCAAAUGUGCAAGAAACUGGAACUAUUGAGAAGAAUGAUUCCACAAAUAAGGCAUCCAGUGAUGGGGGUGUUCAUGAAAGCAAUCAUCAGUCAGAAACAAAUAAUGGAUCUAGUUCCACAACAGAGACACAAUCAAAUGAACACCAAUCAAGCUCCAACUCCAUGGAAGUCACCGGAGAAACUCAUGAUUCAUCUGCGCAAAAUGGGACAGAUACAACAUCUGAUACAACUCAGAAUCAAAAUGAAACUGUGAAUAACAGUUCUAAGGGAGAUGACUCUACCCAAGAAAAUGUUGUUCUACAGCAAUCUGAGAAAUCUUACUCAGAUACCAAUGGUGAGCAGACAGAUGUGAAAGCAACACAUGCUACUACUGAAAAUGAACAUUCAGCUAAUGGAGAGUCCAAAGGUUCAUCUAAUAAUGCUGAAACUGGGCAGACUAAUGACUCCAACUCAUCGUCUGGAACAGAGAACAAUGCUCACGAGGGGACAAAAGAAACAGUUAUACAGUUAAACACAAAUAACAAAGGAGAUGCAGGUCAGAACGAACAAGUUGAUUCUUCAAACCAUCAAGAGAACAACACAUCAGCAAAUGAUAACGGAGAUGCCAAUCAAAAGGAACAAAAUGGUUUUUCAAACUCUGAAGAGAAAGACAAACCGUCAAACACAGAUGCAGGCCAGAAUGGGAAUGAAAAUGCUACCCAGAACAGUACAAAUGACAAUCCAGAAGCAAGACAAAAAGAGGCAUCGACAAACACAGAUGGCAACACCAGUACCACCCAGAAUGAUUCUUCGAUUACUCUAGAAGAGAAAGAGAAUCGCAUAGAUCUCGGAACUUUGCCUGAGACUGGAACAACUGUGAACAAUGGUGAAAAUGCAGCUGCAGAGUGACAUUUUUGAUAAGUUGGGUUUUACUGUUUGUUACAUGAUUGUUCAUUCGGUUUCUUUCCUUGUACUUCCUGAGGUGAUUGGGCUAGUUUGUAAUGUUUCUUGCUGCAUCCUGUGCCUUAUUGCAAUAAUAGUGUCUAGAAAAUAUUACACCUAGUACUUGGUAAUUGCUAAGGUAACAUAAUAUGUGACUCAAUGCAGGUUUCAAUUUUUCAUAGACAAAAUCCUUUUGUUAAAUGGUAAUUGAUAAUUUACUUGUGUUUCUGCGAUCAA